This is a messenger RNA of Brachypodium distachyon (stiff brome), 2090 nucleotides long. RefSeq lists its product as uncharacterized. The coding region runs from base 260 to 1765 and encodes 501 amino acids. Gene Ontology annotation, molecular function: glycosyltransferase activity. The transcript is spliced from 3 exons. Lineage: Eukaryota; Viridiplantae; Streptophyta; Magnoliopsida; Poales; Poaceae. The record is from RefSeq and is a predicted model, not a curated record.
UCUUCUGCGGAUUGUGUCAUCGUGUGUUUGUCACGACACCAGGUCAGGUCAACCACAUUACCAUUUCAACGAGCGGCACGGCAGCAGCAGGCACCCUUUGCCCUGUUCAACGACAAAACCAAGUGCUGCCGCCGUUGCCGUGCCUUGCCUGGAGGCAUAAAGGCUCCCUCGAGAAACCAUCCUCGCACAAAAAGAUUAUUGCUAGUCCGGCGGAGGGCAAGAAAGAAAAAGUCAGGGGAGGAGGAGGAAGAAGGCGGCCAUGAAGUCUUCUAACAGGAACCUGUCGAGAGGGGAUGGGAGGAGGCUGGGGAAUGCGGCACUGAUAGCCUUCAUGCUGGGAUCCCUCCUCCUGCUCUCCCUCCUCAGGGCAAGGUUCUCCCCCAUCGGCAAGACAGGGGAGGCCAUGAAAGCAGAGGAGCAGCAGGGGUUGAGGAAGGGAAGCGCGAAGAUCGAGGAGACCGUCGAUGAUGCUACAGCAGCGUCAACCGCAGCAGAGGAGGAGGAAGAGGAAAUUCAACCCAAAGCCACCGACACCUCCACCUCCGGCAGCAGCGCCAGCGUGAGCACCGCCGCCGCCGUCGCCAACCACGACCAGCUUCCCAAGCCGGUCUGCUACGAGACGAGCCGCCGGUCAGACACGUGCGAGGCGUCCGGCGACGUCCGCGUGCAAGGCCGCACCCAGACGGUCCACAUCCGGCCCCUGGAAAAAGAAUGGAAGGUGAAGCCCUACUGCCGGAAGCACGACGCGUUCGCGCAGUCCCACGUCAAGGAAUGGACGCUCCGCCCCCUUUCAUCAUCCUCCCCGCAUUGCACGGUGAACAGCAGCGGGUCCGGGUUGACGGCGUUCGUGCUCUCCACGGGGGGCUUCACGGGCAACCUGUUCCACGACUACACGGACGUGCUCAUCCCGGCCUUCAUCACGUCCCGCCGCUUCCACGGCGAGGUGCAGUUCCUCGUCAGCAGCUACAAGUCCUGGUGGACCAGCCGCUACCUGCAGAUCUUCCAGCAGCUGAGCAACUACGAGGUGCUCGACAUCGACGCCGACGACGAGGUCCGCUGCUACGACAAGGCCGUGGUCGGGCCGACGUUCCACAAGGAACUCGGCGUGGACGCGUCCAAGACGCCGUCCCCGGGUUACUCCAUGGUGGACUUCCGUGCCAUGCUCCGGCAGGCCUUCGGGCUGGAGCGGGCCGCGGCGGAGCCCAGCGGCGACCGGUGGGACAUCCGGCGCCGGCCCAGGCUGCUCAUCAUCUCCCGGAAGCACACGCGCGCGUUCCUCAACGAGCGCGCCAUGGCGGACAUGGCCAUGAGCCUGGGCUUCGACGUGCGUGUCGGGGAGCCCGACGUGAGCACGGACGUGGGCAAGUUCGCGAGGCUGGUGAACUCGGCGGACGUCAUGGUGGGCGUCCACGGCGCAGGGCUCACCAACAUGCUCUUCCUCCCCGCCGGCGCCGUGCUCGUCCAGAUCGUGCCCUACGGCGGGCUCGAGUGGCUCGCGCGUGGCACCUUCAAGGAGCCUUCGCCCGACAUGCGGAUACAUUACCUCGAGUACAUGAUCCAGCUCGACGAGACCACGCUCAGCGAGCAGUACGCCAAGGACGACCCCGUGCUCAGGGACCCCGCCUCCAUUCACAAGCAAGGGUGGGACAAGCUCAAGACGGUCUAUUUGGACAAGCAGAACGUGAGGCCGCAUUUGGGCAGGCUCAAGAUCACCUUCAUGGAGGCUCUCAAGCUGCUGCCCCAUGGCCGUGGACAGAGCAACUGAUCAAAUGAGGCAGAUUACACCUCAGCAAUACAGGAGUAGUGGUAUAUACCAGCGGCAUCUUGCUGCCGCUCAAGUAAUUAACUAGUCGCGCGUGAUUGAUAUAUCUCGGGAUCAUGGUUGUUCGUUUCUUCGGUUUCUUUGGUUGGUUGUCACAAAGGCCGAGUUCAGUGACUACCGGAGUUCUCACUAGUAGUUUUGUACAGAUGAUGCAAAGUACAAGUAGUUGGCUCGAUCCACCCGUUCUCCCUCUCCUUCUUUCUGUGUGUCGCAAACUCCUGCUGCAAAAAAGAAAUGUAGUAAGAAGCAUGUGAUGUGAGCCGGGAAA